This is a messenger RNA of Aspergillus candidus, 1695 nucleotides long. RefSeq lists its product as uncharacterized. The transcript is spliced from 3 exons. The record is from RefSeq and is a predicted model, not a curated record. NCBI's taxonomy places the organism in Eukaryota, Fungi, Ascomycota, Eurotiomycetes, Eurotiales, Aspergillaceae. Gene Ontology annotation, molecular function: medium-chain fatty acid-CoA ligase activity. Gene Ontology annotation, biological process: fatty acid metabolic process. The coding region runs from base 1 to 1695 and encodes 564 amino acids.
AUGGCAAUGUCCGGGGACAGAACAUCCUUUGUCCCUCCUCAUCGUGGAGAUAACGUACUCCCAAAUACACCCCUUUUUCAUAAACUUCUACGACUAGCCAACCGCUAUCCUCCUCUAAUCGCAAUACGGGACAUACGUGGCGGCAUAGAGAAAACGUACCUGCAGCUACUAUCGGAUGUGUUGAGCGUACGUAAAGCACUGCUUGAUAUAUUGGAUGUCAAGAUUCUGCGUCAACUCGAGCAAGACACCGAAACCUACAUCGCCCUCAUUGCACCCGGAUCGUACGCGUACACUGUUGGGUUCUUUGCGAUUUUGUCCUGCGGCGCAGCUGUGGUCCCAAUUGCCGUCAAUUUGCCGUCGUCAGAAAGAUCCUACUACCUACGUAAGGCGAGAUGUGUUGCCAUUCUAGUGAAUGGUACCUCGAACCUAGCCCUACCAACAGCCAAACUUCCCCUGUCUGAAUCCGAUCCUCAAAUUCCGCAGCUGUCAAUCACCGCGAACCUCAACUCGCCCGAUCUCUCCGCCGAGGAUAUUGUUCUCUCUGCCAGCCAAUUCCCAAACCCCAAUCAAGCGGGCUUGGUAAUUUUCACUUCUGGUACUACGGGUCCCCCCAAGGGCGUAGUCCAGCGACGUGGACAGCUCUUGGAGAACGCAGAAUUAAUAGCAGAUCACUAUGGGAUCACUAGUCAAGACCUGGUGCAGCACUCGCUCCCCGUGCAUCACGCCACCGGCAUCGGCAUCACUCUGCUUCCGUAUCUGGUCUCUGGUGCAUGUGUUGAGUUCAGCGGCGGUAGUUUUGAUGCCUCUUGGACAUGGGAUCGAUGGCGUCAAGGCGGCCUUACCGUGUUCUCCGGUGUCCCCACGCUGUACUCACGACUAAAGCAGCAUUUCGAAGACGUAAUCGCCUUACUCCCUCCCCAGGAGCAAGCGGCCUAUGUCGAAGGGGCUCGGAAGCUCCGCAUCCUCCUCUGUGGGACGUCUGCGUUACCCGACCCCGUCCAACAAUUUUGGACAGAAUUAAUGGACGGAAAGCCUAUUCUAACUCGCUAUGGUGCCACUGAGAUUGGGUCAAUCUUCAAGGUCGAUCUUGAUCCAGAGGGCACACCCGCAAACAGUGUCGGGCGGCUCGAGCCUGGCGUAUCAGCCAAGGUCUCUGACGAGGGCUUACUGAUGGUGAAAGGGCCCUUCAUGUUCUCCAAAUACCUCUUCGACGAACAAGAAACGGCAAACUCACAUGACCCUGAGGGCUAUUUCCAAACCGGGGACGUGGUCCGCAAGGAGGGUAUGUACUACUCGAUUUUGGGUCGUGCAUCAGUCGAUAUUAUCAAGUCCGGUGGCUACAAAAUAUCUGCGCUCGACAUCGAGCGAGAGAUACUGGGUUUAGAGUAUAUCUUCGAGGUAAUGGUGGUAGGAGUCCCAGACGAUGAAUUUGGAGAAAGGGUGGCUGCUGUCGUCUGUCUAUCUGCCAAGCACCGGGAGAAGAGACUGACGUUAGAUACCUUGAGGGCCGAUCUUCGCAGUCGUUUGGCAGGGUACAAGAUUCCCACACUAUUGCGUAUCCUCAGCGGAGAGCUCCCGAAAUCAGCGACUGGCAAAGUGCAAAAGAAGAUUCUGGGGCCGCGGUUCUUUCACAAGAACUAUCAGACAGAUCCGGAUGUGGAAAUGUGGAGAAAGAGUUUGAGGGCCCGGAUUUAG